This is a messenger RNA of Drosophila mauritiana, 1656 nucleotides long. RefSeq lists its product as uncharacterized. The transcript has 3 exons. The coding region runs from base 227 to 1489 and encodes 420 amino acids. The record is from RefSeq and is a predicted model, not a curated record. Lineage: Eukaryota; Metazoa; Arthropoda; Insecta; Diptera; Drosophilidae.
UUUUCUCUUCUCUUGAGUUACACGAAAUGAGAGAGUUGUGUGCACAAAUUUCAAAACAAACCGAAAAGCACUUCAUUAUCUCUGCGUAAAAGCUUUAUAAAUCCCACACUACUACAAUUCCAUUCGAAAACAAAAUUCUCUCUGAAAUUCAAUUUAGGUGCCAGUGAAAUGGAGCUUUCUUCAGUUCGCUCUUCUUUGGACAUCGCAAUAGAAGUUAGUAAAUAAUAUGUCCGGGAACCCCGAAAACAACCAGUUUAACGAUGACGAAUUGGUGCCACCUGAGUGGCUCAACUCCGAGUUCAUAGCCCGCGUUUUGGAAGGCCAUGAGCUGGAGCCCGUGGUCAAGGUUCUCGAUUUGACCUUCUCCCCGGCGAGUGCGAAGGGAGAUCACUAUGCCAGCAUCAUGUUCCGGGCAAGGGUGAAGUAUACCAACCGGAAGGGGGAGUUCCAGAAGUCGCUGAUCAUCAAGACAAUGCCAGAGGCAGAGGGACACAAAAAGGAUAUGCUCGGAGGAUCUCCCAUAUUCGAAACGGAGAUGGGAUUGUACACAAAGGUGCUGCCCGAGUUUGAGAGGAUCCUUCGAGAGGUCGGCGAUCACACCAAGCUGUAUGUGAAUUGCAUAUACCACAGUUUGGAGCCGCAUCAGGUACUGAUCUUUGAGGAUCUGGUCGAGAUGGGUUACAUUGUGCUACGGGAUCGGGACGCCACCUUAGAUGAGAUACGCAGCGUCUACUUUAAACUGGCCAAGUGGCAUGCAGCCAGCUUGAAAGUGCAGAAUGAGCAACCGGAGUUCCUAGAGUCGUACACCCACGGACUGUUUGAGAUGCCACAUCUCCUGAAUGAUCCCUUUAUGAGAACUGGAAUGGAAUUCUUCGUUGAACUUUUGGCUAAGGAGCCGGAGCUGAAUAAGUACAAGCCGUACUUCGAAAGCAUCAAGGGCGACUUCCUAGAGCGACUUGUUGAAGAGUGGAAGGACAUUCGAAGGAGCCAGAAAAUAGGCGAGUACUGGGUACUUUGCCACGGAGACCUACACCUUCGAAACAUUAUGUUCAAGUAUAAGGAUACUGGAUCCUUCGAGGACUGCAUGCUGCUGGACUUUCAAAUCAGCAAUCUCUUUCCCUUGACAUUCGAUCUGGUCUAUUCGAUUUACAUGCUUUUGGAGCCGGAGCACCGAUGGAAGAACUGGGAUGAACUCAUCAACUAUUACUUCUCCGUUCUGCAGGAUGUUCUAAAGAAGAUCGGCUAUAAAGGGGUAAUGCCAACACAAUCAGGUCUUUGGCAGCGCCUGCAUCAGCACAAGUACUAUGAGUUCUUCCUCAUUAGCACCUUCCUACCGCUGAUGUGGGCAUUGAGGGAUAAGUCCGUUGACUUUGGCGAUCUGCUUCAAAAUGAGGAAAAGCGAAGGAAAUGCUCUUUUUCUGAAGGUUACAUUAAAGAAGUCACAAUAUUGCUGGCUCGAUUGGAUCAGUUGGGCUUACUCCAAGAAUAAAAGUUUUCGAAAAAUAUUAGCUAUAAUUUCCAGUAAGGUUUAAUAAAUCAAUCCUAAGUUAAGCCCAGCACUUUCACCAUCUUCCAACUUUCUUACUCAACAGAUUCAUAAUUAAUAUCAAUUCUAUCAAUCAUUUUCUUCACUAUGCUAAGCACGUUUUUGCAAAA